CUACAAAAUUUACAAGAAGAAAAUGAAUGAAUUCUUCCCCACAGAGGGAGUGGAGCAGAAAGGCCAGCCUUUGUCACCCGUGAAAUGCAAAGCGAUGCAGUCUGAGAACCCAGAGGAUGAUAACAUGGAUGACAACGACACUGAAGCUAAGCCAAGCACUGACGAAAUUGAGAGUCAGAGGCAAGAAGCAGAUGAGGCAAAACUGACAGCUACAAACAGUUCAACAGAUGGAGGAGAGAACCUAUGCAAGGAAAAAGAAUCCUCCCAAGAUUCCAAAGCCACACAAGAGCAUAAUCCAGCUCCUCCUGCAGUCAGUGAACAAGAUCAAGCUGGUGGAGUCCAAGAUGAUUCUACUGAAGUUGAAAUGAACACUCAGAUGGAUUCUCAAGUCUCCUACAUGGAAGCAGAAGAGACUUUGAUAACCCAAGACAAGACCAUGAAGGAAGAAAAGCUACAGGCUCCUGAAGUAGAUAAAACUGGUCAAGAGAGCAAAGAAGAAAAAGGAGCAGAACAAGGGAAAGGGGAACAGACUGCAGAGCCCAUGCAAUCUGAAGGCCCAUGCGAUACAGAAAACCUUUCAAGUAAUGAUGUUGAAAUGAAUAGUCAGGUUGAAAACAUAGAUGAACCUACAGAAUCCCAGAAAGGAAAUUAAUAUGUGGAAGAUCACGACGAGAGAAGAGAACAGGAUGUGGAAGAAGAACUGCAGUCUUUGGUGCAUUAUAUGGCAACAUUCUUGACCAGCAGACAACAGCACAUCACGGAGCGCAAAACAGGAUGGGGGAGGGACAACAAUUCUUUACGUUAAUUUCUCUUCUCUGUUUCAUUUUAUUCAGUAAAAUAACAUCAAGCUUCUCUCCCUUGGCUGUGGUGUCUUGGUUUAGUUUUCUUUGCUUCUGCAUCUUCUUUUGGAAAUCUCAGCCCCCUUUACUCCUGCAAACAAUAUGUAUUCUUUGCUUCUAAAUGGUGUUUAUCUAUUAUGAUUUUUCUCCGAGGCGACAUGGGCAAAGGGCAGGUGAAUUCGAAGGAUUCCUUCCAAGAGAUUACAAAGCGUUUGCAUCUGCAGCUACCCACAGCAAGCCAUGGUAGUCGCAAUAGCUGUUUCCUUUGUCCCACUGGCAUCAGCGUUUCAGCUUGUUAGGCUUUUCCUGCGGCCCCCAGAAUAGCGUAAGAAGGGAGUGCGUAGAGCUUUUAGUGUGAAAAAGACGUAGGCUCACAUGGUUCGAGUAUCACAGAACCCACGCAGAACAUGCCACAGACCACUUCCGUGGGGCUGAGAUCCCAUGCAGGGACUUCUGAAUGCAAGCCGGAGCUGGACACAUAAUUUCAUGUGGAGAUUUACUACCUGCUUGGGCUAAUCCAGCUGGUAAGAGACUUGCAGGCAGACUUGACCCCAGGGAGAGUGUGUGUUAGUGGCCUCCACGUAGCAGCUAAUGACAUUUGCUUUGGUCCACCUACUUACCCUCUGCCUAGGAGGUUAAGUCUAUCUGCCAUGAUACUUAAGAACGGACCACCCAUGCUAAGGAGCCGUUUACCUGUCAUUGCCAAGUAUUAGGAAUCUGCUUCUUUUCACAACCAACUUGCAAGAGGUGGUAUUUCUCAUUGACUAACUGGACAUUUCAUAUGACAAUCAGUUUCCUCUAUUUGCAAAUUGUUUGCUGAUUUAUCCACGUCAUGAAAUAUCUAAUCUACAGUAAUUGUGUGGCUGCACAACCCAAUAUUGUAUUGUUUACUGAUGGGUCAGCACCCCUGUUGUCUUUGGAACAUGAUGGAAUCACCUCUUAUUUUCAGUGCCCUCCAAGUAAGAGGGAUUGCAAAUACUCGGCAUCUAGCAUAUUAUAAAAUAUGGCUUGUGGCUUUAACACUUUCCUGUCGACUCUUAUUAUAUUUUCAAUGGAAUAGGCACACUUUUUAUACAUAAAAAGCAAUUAACAGUUAUCAGGUGACAAAUGUUGUACCAUAUGUCAUCUGUUCUGCUAGCAAAUGCUGUACUCAACUUUAAAAAAAAAAGAAUUUUACAUUCAUUUUUCAAAUACGCUCUAAAUUAAACUGAUACCCUACUUGCAAGAUUGAAAGAACACACAGCAUGAGUCUAGGGUUUGAUAUUCUGUAAACUACUUUCCAACUGCUGUUAAAAACAAUUAGAGAGAUGUUUUAUACUAUGAAAUUCUGGUUUUUGCUCAAUUAUGCAUAUGUCAUUUUCCAAAGUUCUAAAAUAAGAAUUUUCUGACUUAAAAAAGGGACAAAGAAACAUGUUUCUAAAGGGAUGUGUAGUGAACCCUACUCCCUUUUUGAAAACUUCCUUAACAUGAAUCUGGCAUAAGGUGGCAUACCUUGUUUAAGCUUGCAGGGCUGCAUCAGAAAAUAUUACUUAGUUCACAACAUGCCAUUUGUGGCAAGCUCAAAAAGAUUGGUUUCAAAUUUGAUCUAUAGCUGUGUGCCUAAAGAGCAAUAUUUGUGUAUGGAGGAGGGGGGAACCCCAACUGUGCUGUGAAAGGGUGACAUUUUCAACUGGUAAUUUCUCUGUCCUUUUGAACCAUCUGUUGCUUCCGUGUCUGGGACUAUAUUUAUGGAAUUACAUAGACUUUAAUAUCAGCAUUAACACGAACCUCAGUUCAGUACAUAAUAUGAUCAGAGUUGCAUUUAGUUCCAUGUCAUGUGCUAGUUUGCUAGGCUUGGAAAGAAUGCAUUUAUUUUCCAUUUACUCACGGGAGUCCUAUGCAGCUUUCCUCUUCCAUUCGUACUAGGUGGAUUAGGAGAUCUCUCUCUCUUUCUUCCUGCUAUUAUAUCCCCCCUGCCCCACUCCUGUUCUCUGUAUUGAUUUGUCAUUUCUGGUAGACUCCACUUACUGUGAUCAAAGCGCUAGCUUGGCUGGGCAUCACAAAUUACUCCAAUUUAGCAAAAGCAAUCUUCAGUGCAUGGAACAUCUCCCCUGAUUUGAGCCACACAUGAAAAGGGUGGCCCGUAGGGUUAAAAAAAAAGGGGGGGGAGCAAAGCAGAACCAUAUGCUGUAUACAUGGGGCUGCCCAAAUGGCCAUCGUUGCUAGUUCACUUCCGUGCCAGGUUGCUGCAGCGAAGUGUGAAGCAGAGAUGGGGAGCUCAGAAUAGGGAGAUGAAAAAGAGAGGUGAGCACUGCAAUCCUGUGUGUGCUUGCUCAGAUGUACGAGAAGUCCCACUGUGUGAAAACGAGUGGGGCCUUUUAGCAGUAGGGUGCGCAAAGGGUUGGCGCCGAAACCUGAGCCGUCAUCUAGUUUCAGGCGUGGUUUACGAGCGCCUCGUAAAGAAUUGCAGGGCUGAAUGCGUUUUGAGCUUUGUUUGGUUUUAAGGCGGUGAUUUAGGCAAUGGUACAACUUCAGCCGGCCUUUGGCGACGGGUGUUCAGGCCCGUGCCAAUGUUGCCUGACUAGUUUAUGCUGGAUUCUAGAGCAGGUGACAUUAAGGCAUGAGUCUUGAGAUGUGUGGGCAUUAAAUCUUCUCCCACAUCCGCCGCUGCUCAGCCACUCGAUGCAGCUUGGCAGAUGCAUUGGUGGGUGCGCAUGUGCUGCAAAAGAAGAUCCUUCAUCUGCAGACAAUGUCUGUUAGCAUCAAAAGAUUCCUCUAAAUAGCCGGUAUUGAUCCAGAAAAUGACAGCAGUGGCCUUCUGCUGAGUCGAACCAUUAGUCCAUCUAGCUUUAGGGUAGGCAGUGCACACCAGGACAUCUUUUUUGUGUCUGUCAAGUUGUCCUGCUCCUCUUUCUGUUUAGUUAACUGCUGGUGGGUUGGGAUGGCAGUGGAGUUGGCUUCUGUUGGUGCUGACAACUGGAUUAAGAGCUGAGCAUAUUGUAGCUCAAACCCCACUUGGGCCUUGUGUGCAGUCUUUGGGCAGCCUGCUUGGCCUCGGGGAUGCUGGUAACUCCUGCUUCAGUGGGGCUCCUUAUCCAUAACAGCUUUCAUCCCGAGCUUUAGAAGAGCUAACUCUGGUGUCCCAUGGUAUAUUUAGGACUCCAAACCUAUAUUGGAGGCAGUGUCACCCCUGGUCUACCCUGCCUGGCAGGGACUUUCCAAGGUUUCAGGCUUUUCCAACCAGAGAUUGACCUCCAUUGCUAGAGUUUGAACCUGAGGCCUUCCCCAUGCAGAUUAUGCACAUGAAAAACUAACCUAGCUUUUCACUAUUUCUGAAAUGAAUACAUCUUCAUUUUGCUUAAAAAUGAAAAAUUCAAUUUUCCUAGGAAUGCUGGGGCAAUGCCUGCAUAAAGCAGGUUUUAAAAGUCUUUAAAAACCUGCUUUCUCAUUUUGUUUUUAUACCAAUGUCAAUGUUAUAUAGCUCUAACUCAUGCCUCGUUCUCUUGUGCUUAUCUAUGAGCUAUAACAGAGUGCAUAGAUAAGCACCAGAGAGUGAAACAUGAAUUUGGAUGCCUUUUGGCAUCAAAAUACCCCUCUCACAAACAUAACAGACUUAAGUUGGAGAAUGCAGAAGAAAAGUAGAGAAACAAGAAGCAGCUAGGCAAGGGAGGAGUGUAGAGAAAUCUACAGGGACACCUGAAAAGUAAUACAAACUUCUGCUGAAGGGUGAGAGAUGUUUAAAGUGACCACCAAUACGGUCUUAUUAGGGACUUUGCCGGGCAAUACAUCAUAGCUAUCUCACUGUCAUCGAAAUUUAACCUUGGUCCUCCUGAAAAGUUGUACCUUUUCCCACUGCUUUGGAAAUCUUCAGGAUACUGUAUUGUAAAGUGGGGUGCAAAGAGAGGAAUCUGAGGAUAAAAGGUGGAAAGGGAUGAUGAGAUCUCAACAGUCUGGCUUCAGUUCCUUGAUUCAGAACUGUGGAGCUACAUGUGUUCUGACUGUGUUGUCCACACACAUGUGCACACAUGUGUUUAAAGCAAAACAAUGCAGCCGAUAGUACGACUCCUAUUUUUCUUUUGGUUAGUGCUAUGUAGGCUCCGUGUAACAAAGCCUGAGUAGUUGUUCGAGCAUAGAGAAAACGCACACCCACAGUAGGUUCUGCAGAAGAUUUAAAACAUUAACGCCAAGAUUUACUGACAUCCAAAAGCCACCUUUGCAAUGCAUUGCAUAGGACUUGCUUUUGCAUACAAAGCUCUCGAUGUAAUUGCUCAAGGUAUCUUUUUAACCCCACGUUUUGUGCUGAGAGGCAGCAUUCUAUUCCAGCCAUUGUUCUGAUGAUGGACAAGUUUCCUUUUCAUAAAAUUAUACCAAGGAGAUGUCUCAGACAUUAAUUUCUGUUAAUAUUGGACCGUAUAUAUUAUUCACUGCAGCUAAUUGUGCAUCUCUCCCUGAAGCACUGAAAAGUCUCUUUUGUGAUUAACACUGUUCUGCUUAUGCACUUGAUUUGAAAAAGACAUUUCUCUAUAUGCAGUGCAUGUCGGCUUUGCUUUUAAAAUGACAAAGGUAGCAAAAAUAUGUUUGAUAUAUUUUCUUGGGAAAUAGGAUUUUUAUCAUACUUUUCAUCAAGGAUUUGCCUUACCCUGACAUUUGUGAUAUAAAGAAAGUCAGAAAAAAUGUAAUUUUCUUGAUCAAAAAUAUGUUUUUACUUCAAUGCAAAUAAAUGUAGUCUCUUGCUUGCGAAAUAUCUUCUAACAUAAAAUAUAGACUGCUAAGUAGGGUUAACACAAGCCUCUUUUGUUAAUCUGACAUUUAAAUGCUGGACUUGCUGAUGAAUCUGUUCUUUUCCUUUUGUCUGUGCCAUACAUAACUGAAAACUCUAACAAAUGAUGCCUUCAUACUACAAUGUUUGUUAAAAGCAAAAUCAGAAUAAAACUUCUUCUGAGGA
Messenger RNA from Varanus komodoensis (Komodo dragon), 5763 nucleotides. Its product is annotated as ADP-ribose glycohydrolase MACROD2-like. The transcript has 10 exons. NCBI's taxonomy places the organism in Eukaryota, Metazoa, Chordata, Lepidosauria, Squamata, Varanidae. Bases 23 to 652 code for a protein of 209 amino acids. The record is from RefSeq and is a predicted model, not a curated record.